Molecule: messenger RNA, 5126 nt
Organism: Pyrgilauda ruficollis (rufous-necked snowfinch)
Lineage: Eukaryota; Metazoa; Chordata; Aves; Passeriformes; Passeridae
Gene: CERT1
Product: ceramide transporter 1
Exons: 17
Coding region: 327-2183 (618 amino acids)
Biological process (GO): ER to Golgi ceramide transport
Cellular component (GO): Golgi apparatus
Molecular function (GO): phosphatidylinositol-4-phosphate binding
Source: RefSeq, a predicted model, not a curated record
AUUGAGCGCCCGCCUCACCUAAGAUGGCGGCGGCGGGAGCGCGCUGAGCGGGUGCCCGGCAGGCGGACGCGCGCUCGCCCCUCCUCCCCUCGCUGUCCCGGUGUUGUGGCUCUGGCCGCGGGCGGGGUCUGAGGGGCCGCGGCGCGGGAUCCCGGGGCUGUGAGCCUGGUUGCCGGCCGGUCGCUGGCAGGGGCGAGCGGCGCUCGGCGGCGGCAUCCGCUCGAGUAGAGCCCAGCACUCCGGUCCCUUCGGCAGAAGAAGGCUGCUGUGGGCGGGGGCAGCUCCGGCUCUUUCCCAGCUCGGCGGUGGCUGCGGCUCCGGUCUCCAUGUCGGACAACCAGAGCUGGAAUUCCUCCGGCUCCGAGGAGGACCCCGAGACCGAACUCGGGCUGCCUGUUGAGCUCUGCGGGGUGCUCAGCAAGUGGACCAACUACAUUCAUGGGUGGCAGGAUCGAUGGGUAGUUCUGAAAAGCAACACACUCAGUUAUUACAAGUCUGAAGAUGAAACAGAGUAUGGCUGCAGAGGCUCUAUCUGUCUGAGCAAGGCUGAGAUUACACCCCAUGACUUUGAUGAAUGCAGAUUUGAUAUCAGUGUGAAUGACAGUGUUUGGUACCUCCGGGCUCAGGAUCCAGACCACAGACAGCAAUGGGUAGAUGCAAUAGAACAACAUAAGACUGAAUCUGGCUAUGGAUCAGAGUCAAGUUUGCGACGUCAUGGCUCCAUGGUGUCUCUUGUCUCUGGAGCAAGUGGAUACUCUGCAACAUCCACCUCUUCAUUCAAGAAGGGCCAUAGCUUACGUGAGAAGCUUGCAGAAAUGGAAACCUUUAGAGACAUCUUGUGCAGACAAGUUGAUACUUUACAGAAAUACUUUGAUGCUUGUGCGGAUGCAGUUUCCAAAGAUGAACUCCAGAGGGAUAAAGUGGUAGAAGAUGAUGAAGAUGAUUUCCCUACAGUACGUCCUGAUGGAGAUUUUGUACAUAACAGUAACAGCAGUAAGGAGAAACUGUUUCCACAUGUGACACCCAAAGGAAUUAAUGGCAUAGACUUUAAAGGAGAAGCUAUAACUUUCAAGGCAACUACUGCUGGAAUCCUUGCUACACUCUCUCAUUGUAUUGAACUCAUGGUAAAACGUGAAGAAAGCUGGCAAAAAAGGCUAGAUAAGGAGACAGAGAAAAGGAGAAGAAUUGAAGAAGCAUACAAAAAUGCCGUGACAGAACUGAAGAAAAAGUCCCACUUCGGAGGGCCAGACUAUGAGGAGGGUCCUAAUAGUCUGAUUAAUGAAGAAGAAUUCUUUGAUGCUGUUGAAGCUGCUCUUGACAGACAGGAUAAAAUGGAAGAACAGGUACUGAAACUUGAAAAAUAUCUUAAUGAUGAGCACUUCCUGAGAGACUUCUGCAUCUUACAGUCUCCCUAUAGUCGCUCUUCCUCCAUGUCUUCCAUUGAUCUAGUCAGUGCCUCUGAUGAUGUUCACAGAUUCAGCGCCCAGGUGGAAGAGAUGGUACAAAACCACAUGACGUAUUCCUUGCAAGAUGUAGGAGGAGAUGCCAAUUGGCAGCUAGUGGUAGAAGAAGGAGAAAUGAAGGUAUACAGACGAGAAGUGGAAGAAAAUGGAAUAGUUCUAGAUCCUUUGAAAGCAACCCAUGCUGUUAAAGGGGUAACAGGGCAUGAAGUUUGCCACUACUUCUGGAAUGUUGAUGUUCGUAAUGACUGGGAAACAACAAUUGAAAAUUUCCAUGUUGUGGAAAAUAAACACAAACCUGAGGUUCAGGACUUAUGUUCAGGUGUUUCUCUGCAGAGAGUGUGGCCGGCUUCUCAAAGGGAUGUGCUGUAUUUGUCUGCGAUCAGAAAGAUACCAGCAUUCAGUGAAAAUGAUCCAGAAACAUGGAUUGUGUGCAAUUUCUCUGUAGAACAUGACAGUGCUCCUCUGAACAAUCGUUGUGUCCGUGCCAAAAUAAAUAUUGCAAUGAUUUGUCAGACGUUAGUAAGCCCACCAGAGGGCAACAAGGAGAUAAGCAGGGACAACAUUCUGUGCAAGAUUACAUAUGUAGCUAAUGUGAACCCAGGAGGAUGGGCACCAGCAUCAGUGUUACGGGCAGUUGCUAAACGAGAAUAUCCAAAGUUCUUAAAGCGUUUUACAUCGUACGUGCAAGAGAAGACAGCAGGAAAGCCUAUUUUAUUCUAGUACUAGCAGCAAUCAGAACAAGACUGGGUGAGCAUUCCGCAUUGGAGAAGUGACCAUGCACAAAGCACUCCAUGCUGGAACGAAGGAUCUACAGUCUUUUUAUGGCCGAGGUUCCAGGCUUUGUAUACUGAAGUGAAGAAGUGUUGCAACACCAUGGGGCUGAAUAUUUAACAAUUGCUCUCUCCUGCUAACUUUCUUGCUGAAUCAGUGUGUAAUUAUAAAUACAUGUAUUGAUAACAUGUAUAUGGCUCUAUUUUUAUUUGCUUGCUUUAGAAGAAGAAAAACGCAUAACAACUUUGAAUCACCAACAUGGGCUACUGUGUUAAUUUUAAACAAGUUGUAGAAUUUCAUUGUCAACCUUCCUAAGAUACUUAUGCAGUUUCUGUGCAUGUGUAAAAAGCACAAGAGACAAAUGCACAUAUAGCAUACUGUAUGUGCUUUAUAUGCACAAAAAUCUGUGUGGUAUUUUGGGGGUGUUGAAAGGAGUGGCUUCAGUAAAAUCUAGGUAAUUUGUUGGCAGGUUUUGUUUUGCUUUGUAUAAUCACAGUUCAUUACUGCUGAUUUCUAUAAUGAAUCAUCUUGUUACAUAAAAUGCCAGUUAAUAUCUGAGGGCUGUCAAUAUCCUUAAUGACUUUGCCUUUUCUAUUGUCUUACUCUUAUGACGAUCUUCAGUUCUGAAGGAGUAAGAGUGUGAAAAGCUUUAUUUUUUCCAGAUAUCUUUAUAUUUCUAUUGUAUUUUUUAGUUAUGUAAUAUGUGCUGCAUAAUUUUUGUUAUUAAACAUGAUCCAGAAAUACCUAGAAAGAUUCUGUAUGAGAGGGCAAGAGACUGCCUAAACCCUAGGAGACAUCUGUCCAUGCUAUCUGUGGACUGCUUUCUUGGAUGAUAUCUGGGGCUUUCCCAAAGCUGUGAGAAGGUACACUAUAAUAUUUAUUGAAAUAAUUUGGGUUAUAUAAAACAACAUUCCCAGUCUAGAUUGAGGAUGAGUACAUUAUUUUCAGAUCCUGCAUGUGUUUUCCUCAUCUCAAUAAAGCUGUGCUAUGAGGUUCAUGUAGAAAAUUAUUUGCCUCUUGAUCAAAACCCAUCAGAGAUACAGGAAUGCAUACUUCUUACUGGAAAGUUCCCUUUAGCUGCUGUGAAAAUUUACAUGUCAGGUGUUUGCCUGCCUUUGAUUCUGGAGAUACUUGUUAAGAAAGGACUGUGUUAGGCUAGUACAGACUGUGAGGUCUUUUAUCCAUGUCCUAUAGUUGGAAACUCUUCAGAAACUGCUCGGUGUUUCACUGAACUGGGUAUCUUAAGGAAAAAAGUUGCAGAUAUAUUUUCUUUAAAAGAAAGCUGAAAGUCAAAUUUAUGUCAUAUAGUGUGCUAGGUGCCUGAAAAGAGAUAUGCAGUAACUUAGUGAAGAUUUGGUAAAGAGUAAAUAUGAUCUGCACAGUGUUAAAAAACUUCUCUGUUCAUCUUCUCUGUAGAGACGAAACCAAACCUAACACAUGAUUACACACGCAUGCAGAUUUCAUGCUCCACAACUCUUCCCUUUUUAUUUGCCUUUCUCUAAUGGUGUGCAUGGAAUAUGCCUUAUUACAGAGUUAUUCUGUCCAUUUGAAUAUGUAGAAAAGUGCCUAUAUGGUAAUGUUAGCAAGGCAAAUAAGAUGAAAAUUUGUACAUCUUUACUAUAUCACCAGUGAGCAUUUUAUAUACUGAUGUUAAAAAACAAAAUCUUAUACCUCAAAAUGUACGUCAUCUUUUUACAGUCAACCAGGCAGUGGUACAUUCCACCAUAACCACUGAUGGGAACUUAAAAAAAAAGUCCAAAAUAUAAAGAGUUUAACUCCUUAUUUGCCAUUUCUGGUAAUUGUUGGAGCACGGGCAAGUUUAUUAAUUUAAUAGAAUAGCUUUAUUUUACAAAGGUAUGGAAAGUUUACAAAGCAGUAUAUAAACUUAUAUCAUUAGUUGCAUUUGCACUAAAUGUGAUGUACUUUUGCAAUUUAUUCUGUAAAUAAAACGACACUACAGAUCCUAUUUGUAAAGAGUAUGUUUUAAUUUUAGAUAAAGGCACUGGUACUUCACUGUAGCUAGCCCUGCCCAAUCGGAUUUGUAAGAGGCUUUUUAAAGACUAUGGAAGGAGUUACGUGACUCAGAAAUCAUUAUUAAUGGACCUCUGAAAAAGUAAUCUCAAAAGGCAGUAGGCCUCUCAUAUAUUGUCCUUGUGUGAGUAGCCAUUAUAUCCUUCCUUCUGGAAGAGAUGUUGCUUUUAUGGUUUUGUACAAUUUACCCUGUCUCUUGAGCCCAUCCCUCUUGUCAUUCACUGCCAGGUGUGUGCGCUGUGAGUUAUUUCCUCCUGUUAUCAGAUCAAGAGUGUUAACACGGCUGUGGUUGUCUUUGCAGAAGCAGCUUCUGACUCUAGAAUGGUUGCUUUGUAAGCUGAACCAGUUCAAAAUCAUCAGAUAUUGUUCUCUGGAUAUCUGCAUCUCUUUGGAGAAUUUGGAUGUUGCCAAACUAGAUCUGAAGGACAUGACUUGACAGAACUUGUACUGGGAAUGAAGAUGAGAUGGUCAUUGUUAUUCUGUCUUAGAAACUGAAAAUCUUUGACAAAUUUAUCUGUGAAAAAUGUGAUGCACUUUGAAAAAACCUUACCUUCUACUUAAUUGGGCUGAGCUGGCUUAUCUGAAGUUGUGCAGAUUCUCUUUAAUCAGAUUGUCCACCUGUAUUUUUGUCAAGUUGUACAGAUAAUGCUGUAUUUGAAUUGCCACUGUUCAUUUACAGACUUAAAACAUGAAUCAUAUUUUUGAGUACCUUGAGUGUGUAGAGUUGUAACUGUUCUAUAAUAGCUUUAUGAUCCUAAUGAUAAGUUUUAAAAAUUAAAAGAAGUUGGCUAUUACAUGUUACAAUCACAAAUUUAAAACCAGUAUUUAAAAUUUAAAAGUAUUAAAAAUUAUGAAGAAAAA